ACGGCGAUAAAGGCGCGGGCCCACCGCGGCGCAUGCUGUGCACGGGCACGCGGCGCAUUUUAGCUGCGUGUAUUAAUUUGUUUGACAACGUGGGUCUACGUUUCCACUGGAGUACAUGAAUAUGACCCACGACUAUGCACGGCGCACGGAGAGGCUACGCACGUGCCACUGCAAUCCACGGACACGGGCGUCACUGCGGGAGGUGUGGGGAGGUGGGACGGGCGGGAAAGCGAGCGACGCCUGCGCCAUUUUGUCAAUUGCUAGGUUUCGUGGCGCGUGCGUGCAUUUGAUGACCACGACAGGCGGCUUUAUUUUUAUUUAGUCAAUAAUAUUUGGUUUAAUUAUGGAGUUGUUUAUUGAAAAAGUAAAGCUACACCCCUGUUUAUGGAAAACGAGCGAUAUAUCGUACAGAGACAUCGGUAAAAAGGAUUUGGCUUGGGACAAGAUUGCGAGGGAAUGCGAAAUGGCGAACGGAAGUUCAGUGAUGAAAAGGUGGACACAAUUGAGAGACACUUGGAGGAAAUCAUUAGAUGAAAACAAAGAAACAAAAAAAUCUGGGUCUGGUACAAAAUCUAAGCCCUACAAAUAUAAUCAAGAGAUGAGCUUUUUGAAGCCAAUUAUUAAGCCAGGUGAAACAUAUGACAAUAAUCCAAAUACAAGAGAUGAAGCCCAAAGAGAAAAUGCAGAUCAACAAGAAAAUCAGAAAGAGAAACACUUAGAAUCAUCAUCAAAAAAGAAAAGAAUGGAUAGUGGCAGCGUAUUGGAUGAUAAAAUGAUGAAACUUGUUGAUCAUCAAUUAAACACAAUUGGAAGUGAUGACCGUAACAUGAAUUUUUUUAAGGGGGUUCUGCCAUCCCUUCGGCAUUUUGAUGAUGAUCAAAUACUGGAAUUCCAAUCUGGGGUCAUUAACCUAAUACAGAGUAUUAAAACUGGACGAAACUAUUCGAAUUGGCAUCAAAAUUAUUACAAUUCACAUCAUCACAACUAUAAUAGUGGUGGUUAUUAUACUAAGCCUCAAGAAUCACCGGGAGGAACCUCUAAUAAUAAUAAUACUCGGCCUCUUCCUGAAAGUUCAUCGAUAGUAAAUGCAGAAGUGUCUGCAGAAACGCCCACCCCUCUACAACCUGGAACAUCGCUGAUCCAUCCCGAUGAUCCAAGUGCAUCACCGGCACUAUCUACAGCUCUAAGUCAAUUAAGUGAUUAUCUGGAUCUAUCAAAUUUCUAAAAACAUGUUCUAAAUUAUCAUAAAUAUAACCAAUAAAUAAGAAUAAUAAAUAA
Molecule: messenger RNA, 1278 nt
Organism: Trichoplusia ni (cabbage looper)
Lineage: Eukaryota; Metazoa; Arthropoda; Insecta; Lepidoptera; Noctuidae
Exons: 3
Coding region: 344-1225 (293 amino acids)
Biological process (GO): regulation of transcription by RNA polymerase II
Cellular component (GO): transcription regulator complex; nucleus
Source: RefSeq, a predicted model, not a curated record